UAAUGUGUAUCUAGGAUACAAGAUGUACCCUGCAGCCGACGCUGUCUGAGGAGGCACGGUGUCGUGAAUGACCAUGAAAUUCAUUUGAACAGAUUCAACUGAUGAAAAACCCCGGGACCUUGUUAGCAGACAUUUGCAGCAUAUGCAAAUCAACAAAUGACUCUAAUGAAUGAGAUUUAAAGCACAGCUUCUCUGGGUGGCAACAAGAGAAAAAUGGGGAGUCUACUUCAUCUGUUGUUGUCAGUGACAGUCGCCCUUGGUGCUGUUGAACUGAUCAGUGGCUACAGCUUUCAAAACUGCAUCGAAGUGCCAUUCUCCCGUGGAAAAAGUUUCAACUGCAUUCGUCGAAAGAGCAAGAUCAUGAAGAAUCUAAUAGACGACCUGCCUGAAACUGCCAUCAAUCUCACCAUCACUCUUAAUCCGGUGUGGCACAUUCCCAGUAACAGCUUUGUCAAACUACCAAACCUUCAAAACCUCAGAAUAGAUCACAAUAAUUUGACGACCAUCGACCAGUUUGCUUUCCAAAAACUGAAUCAUCUCAAGUCUCUCAAUAUGUCCGUUAACAAAGUAUCAGAGCUCCACCCUUCUGUGUUUCAGGACCUGCGCAACCUCACCUCUCUCUUUCUGACAAACAACAGUCUAAAGCAGCUCCCUGAGGGCAUUUUCUCCAACGUUCUCAAUCUCAGGACUUUAAUCCUGAGGCAAAAUGCACUGACGAAUUUCUCCAGGAUUGCUGAGUCUGUGUCACAUCUGAAACACCUGACCAUGCUAGAUCUUUGCUUUAACAGUUUGACUUCUCUUCACUCAAACGCGUCACUACCCAAAUCCCUCACUAAGUUAUACGUAUGCCGGAAUAAUCUGCUUACGUUGGGAUGUAAACAUUCGUUUCUGAGGUUCAUUCAGGUGCUGGAUUUUUCAUACAAUUCUAGGCUCCCUGCAAAGGCUUUUCAAGGUGUGGAUUUAAGACGUAUCAACUAUCUGCGUUUGCGUUCGAGUGUCAAGAUAUUAGAGUUUUUAAACAUCAGCAAUGUUCCCGUAAAUCAUGUUGAUUUCUCAGGCACAAGUCUAAACAAUGACACCCUACUCAAGGAGCUAUGUAGAUUGUUGAAAAAGGCAAAGUGGAUUAAAGAUUUGAAUCUGGAUAGUAACGGGAUAAGGAAUCUAACAUUUUACACACUGCACUACUGUCCUGAAAUCACAAGGGGUCUGAAUCUAUCGCGCAACAACCUGAAAAGCCUAGAUUGUCUCACAUUUCUCAAGAAGCACAGACAUAUAAACGGCGUCACCGCAGAGCAUAACCAUCUUACCUCCCUCCCAUCCUGUGGAAAAAAUAAGGGUUAUUUCAAAGAUCUGGAAGAUCUGAGCUAUCGUUACAACCGCAUCCUCUCAGUCAACUCUUAUGCUUUCUGUCAUACACCAAAUCUCAAGAUGCUAAAACUCAACAUAAACACGAUUGCAUUUCUCCAUCGUAAAGCUCUCAAAGGGCUAAAAAAGCUUGAGACACUUCGCCUGGACAACAACCUCUUAUCAGACUUGUACAAUAACACCUUUGAAGAUCUUUUCAACCUGCAAACUCUUAACCUGCGCAACAAUCGCAUUGCUGUCAUUUUUAAUGGGACCUUCUUCAGUCUCAGGAAUCUGACUAUACUUGACCUAGGAGGUAACAAGAUCACUCAUAUUGAACCAUCUGGCCUUGAGGGACUGAAAAGUCUGUCCAAAUUCUAUCUAGAUGGAAACAAUUUCAAGCAGAUUGACACUUCUCUCCAUAGUGUAUUUCAAGACACACUAACAACGCUGGAUUUACAACGCAAUCAGAUUCGCUUCCUCAAAGAGGAUGUUUCCUAUUCACCAUUUAUGAAUCUCAGCCAACUCAGUGAUCUUAAAUUGGAUGGGCAGCAACCUUAUGGCCUCUAUAUUUUACCCCGCAAUUUAUUCCGUGGGCUCCACUCACUGAAAUCUCUGUAUCUCACCAACAAUGAGAUCUCUUAUCUUUCUCCUGAUGUCUUUGAUGAUCUGACAGGCUUAAAAUUCCUCACACUGGAUAACUGCUGUCUUGGGGUGGCACAACUACAACCAGGAGUCUUUAAAAAUCUAAGAAAUGUGACCAAAUUGGUUUUAGAAAACAUGAGAAUGCAGAACUUUUCGGAAGAUGUUUUUAGGAAUCUCACACAGUUAAGCCAACUGCAGCUCAACCACAAUGCGAUACAGAGCAUUACUGUCGAUGCACUAGACAGUUUGCAUAAACUCAGUUACCUUGACAUGCGUGGUUCUUCUUUGAGCUGCACUUGCAAGAACACCUUGCUGCAAAACUGGACAUUGAAUAACACAAAGGUUCAGGUGGUCUAUCUCUACAAUCUGUCGUGUCCACAUGAUCCAAAACAAAAAUUCUACAACUUUCAUACCAAUGUUUGUUACAUAGAUCUAGGCGAGUACCUGUUCCUUAGCACAGCACUUGUGAACUUUCUGUUUACAGUCAUUACCUUACUUUAUGUCAAACUCUACUGGAAAAUGAAGUACAGUUACUAUGUUUUUUGCUCUUGGUUUGGUGAGAAGUGGCGCAGACUCAGAGAGGAGGAGGAAAAUUGCAAAUAUGAUGCAUUUGUUUCCUAUAAUUCCUCUGAUGAACAGUGGAUCAUGGACCAGUUGCUGCCCAACCUGGAGGGAAAUGGAUCAUCUUUCAAACUUUGCCUGCAUCACAGGGACUUCGAGCCAGGACGUUAUAUUGUGGACAACAUCGUCUCUGCUGUUUACGGCAGCCGUAAGACUAUUUGUGUGGUAAGCAGGAAUUUCUUAAGAAGUGAAUGGUGUUCUCUGGAAAUCCAACUGGCCAGCUACAGAUUGUUCGAUGAGCUCCGGGACGUUCUUCUGCUGGUGUUUCUGGAGCCAAUCUCUGAGAGACAGCUGUCGUCCUAUCACCGCAUGAGGAAAGUGAUGUUGAAAAAGACUUAUCUGCAGUGGCCUGGCCCAGACUGCACUGACCCAACGCAGGCCCAAGAACUGUUUUGGAAUCAGCUUCGUAGGGCAAUAAGAACAGGGAGCACACUCGAAACUGAAGACAAUUACAUGAGUGAAGGUCAUGCAACUGAGAGCAGUGAAACUGAACAUUGUGAGACUUAUACAUCAGAUGAAAACUUCUACCUGCUACCUUAAAGAAAUGUAACAUUUUAUAUGCCUUGGUAUGGUAAAUAUUGUACUAUCAUACUCUCUGCCCUCGGAAUGGGUCAUGACAAUAUGAUGUAAAUUUGUAGUGUGAUGCCAUGUAAGAAUUAUAAGGUCAUUUAUACGAGCAUGAAUCAAAUGUAAUUUAAUAUCUUAUGCUCAGUUUAAUUGUAUAUUUAGUGAUGCUUGAUAUUUUAUCUCUAUUGCACAAUUGUACAAGUGUGUUUCCUUGCAUUUAAAUGUAGCCCAAAUACACAACAAAAGAUCAAA
This is a messenger RNA of Acanthopagrus latus (yellowfin seabream), 3429 nucleotides long. It is a transcript of the gene tlr21, whose product is annotated as toll-like receptor 21. The transcript is spliced from 2 exons. Gene Ontology annotation, molecular function: transmembrane signaling receptor activity; protein binding. Bases 214 to 3150 code for a protein of 978 amino acids. Gene Ontology annotation, biological process: immune response; toll-like receptor signaling pathway; inflammatory response. Gene Ontology annotation, cellular component: membrane. The record is from RefSeq and is a predicted model, not a curated record. Lineage: Eukaryota; Metazoa; Chordata; Actinopteri; Spariformes; Sparidae.